Messenger RNA from Mollisia scopiformis, 492 nucleotides. RefSeq lists its product as uncharacterized. The transcript has a single exon. The coding region runs from base 1 to 492 and encodes 163 amino acids. The record is from RefSeq and is a predicted model, not a curated record. Lineage: Eukaryota; Fungi; Ascomycota; Leotiomycetes; Helotiales; Mollisiaceae.
AUGCUAAGAAGAAAAACCAAUGCCGCAAUCGCAGUAAUAAUUCGCAUCCCCUACGUCAAAACGCUCGUCGACAACGCCUCCGACUUCCUCUUCUCCUCCACCGACGUCGUCAUCUGGUCCGCCAUCGAACCGGGCCUCGCCAUCACAGCAGCCAACAUGGCGACCCUGCGUCCACUCUUCCAAGCCUUCCUCUCCCGCACCAAACUCUGGGGCUCGACUACUGCGCGGGGGAAUUCAUCCGGCUACAGACACAGCAAGAGUCGGUCCCGGGGUUUCAGUAAUGGUGGCAGAAAAGGGUAUAUCAGGAGCGGGAGUAAAGGGAAUAUCACGACGGAUGGCGAUAUGGAGGGUGAUGAAGUCGGGUUGAAGGAUAUGGUUAGUCCGACCGAGAACCCGGACGAGAAAGUCAGGAGGAGGAGCAGGAGGGUGAGAUUCCGAUAUCAUUGUCGAUACAGAGGAAUGGGACGGGGGAGUCGAGACGGGCGUCUGUAA